AUGGACACAAUUGACGCCGUGAUAUAUUUCUCCACAUGGAAUGUAGUGGGAUUCGUCACGGGUAGCUUCUUCGGCUUCCUCCUCGAUUCAUUCGCCAACAGUCACCCUCUAGAAGUCGCCUUUUUAUACCACUACAUACUCAGCUUCAUCUUCAUCGCCGUGUUGUUUGUGCCCGUGGUCUUUGCCCGCCGCCCCGGGACCUUUUCAUGGCGCCACCGGUUCCCCAGCACCGAAGAGGCUUUUGACUUCAUCAAGCUCCUUGUCUUCUGGUGGCUCGUCCUCUUCAUGCUCGGCGUCUUGCUGGAAGGCCUCGCGCUCGGGACCUUUGCGCUUCCGUAUAUAGCAGGCUGGCGCCAGGAGCAUUGCGACGACCCCGAGUAUAUACCGGUGUCGACGAUGCUGAUCCGGGCGAUUGACGGGAUGGCGAGGGAUGUUGUCGUGGCAUAUAGAGAAAUUACUUGGUUGGGCUUAAGAGGGCUUUUGUGGAGUGGCGGCUGCGUGAGCGGCUGCGAAACAAGUUUGCAAAAAGACGAACUUUGA
This is a messenger RNA of Trichoderma atroviride IMI 206040, 540 nucleotides long. RefSeq lists its product as uncharacterized. Lineage: Eukaryota; Fungi; Ascomycota; Sordariomycetes; Hypocreales; Hypocreaceae. The record is from RefSeq and is a predicted model, not a curated record.